Pterocles gutturalis (yellow-throated sandgrouse) is the source of this 2383-nucleotide messenger RNA. It is a transcript of the gene CSRNP3, whose product is annotated as cysteine-serine-rich nuclear protein 3. The record is from RefSeq and is a predicted model, not a curated record. Gene Ontology annotation, cellular component: nucleus. Lineage: Eukaryota; Metazoa; Chordata; Aves; Pterocliformes; Pteroclidae. Gene Ontology annotation, molecular function: sequence-specific DNA binding; DNA-binding transcription factor activity, RNA polymerase II-specific. Gene Ontology annotation, biological process: regulation of transcription by RNA polymerase II. The transcript is spliced from 4 exons. The coding region runs from base 1 to 1749 and encodes 582 amino acids.
AUGAGUGGAAUUUUAAAGAGGAAGUUUGAAGAAGUUGAUGGCUCCUCACCAUGUUCCUCUGUGCGGGAAUCAGAUGAUGACAUUUCUAGCAGUGAAAGUGCUGACAGUGGUGAUAGUGUCAAUCCAUCUACUUCUAAUCAUUUUACCCCUUCUUCAAUCUUGAAGAGAGAGAAGAGAAAGAGAACAAAAAAUGUCCAUUUUAACUGUGUCACUGUAUAUUACUUCACAAGAAGGCAAGGCUUCACCAGUGUUCCCAGCCAAGGGGGAAGCACACUGGGAAUGUCUACUCGCCACAACAGUGUGCGCCAAUACACGCUUGGAGAGUUUGCGAUGGAACAGGAGAGGCUUCACCGAGAGAUGUUAAGAGAGCAUCUAAGGGAGGAAAAACUCAAUUCUCUAAAACUAAAGAUGACAAAGAAUGGUACAGUGGAAUCUGAAGAAGCUAAUACCCUGACACUGGAUGACAUUUCUGAUGACGAUAUUGAUCUAGACAACACUGAAGUAGAUGAGUACUUCUUUCUGCAACCCCUGCCGACAAAAAAGCGAAGGGCAUUGCUGCGAGCUUCUGGAGUGAAGAAGAUUGAUGUGGAAGAAAAACACGAGCUUCGGGCCAUCCGCCUGUCCAGAGAGGAUUGUGGCUGUGACUGCCGAGUGUUCUGUGAUCCAGAAACUUGCACUUGCAGUCUGGCAGGCAUAAAAUGUCAGGUGGAUCGUAUGUCUUUUCCAUGCGGUUGCACUAAAGAAGGGUGUAGCAAUACAGCAGGUAGAAUUGAAUUUAACCCUAUCCGUGUACGGACUCACUUUUUGCACACAAUAAUGAAACUUGAACUGGAGAAAAAUAGAGAGCAGCAAGUUCCAGCACUAAAUGGCUGCCACAGUGAGAUAAGUGCACACACUACUUCUAUGAGUCCAGGACCCCACCCUGUUGAAUAUUCAAUUGCAGAAAAUUUUGAGAUUGAAACUGAACCUCCGGCUGCGGUUAUGCAUUCUCAGUCAGCCGAGGACUUGGACUGCCCAGGGGAAGAGGAGGAAGAGGAAGAUGGGAGUAGCUUUUGUAGUGGAGUCACAGAUUCUAGCACACAGAGUUUAGCCCCUAGUGAAUCAGAUGAUGAUGAAGAGGAAGAGGAAGAUGAGGAGGAAGAUGAGGAGGAAGAAAAAGCAGAUGACUUUGUAGAAAGCAUGGGCUCCCAUACUGAUAUGGUACCUCUUCCUUCUGUCCUUUGCUACUCUGAUGGAACUGCUGUGCAUGAAAACCACUCUAAAAAUGCCUCAUACUAUACUAACUCUUCAAAUCUGUAUUACCAAAUAGAGAACCACGUUGCUGGCACUGCUAACCAGAUUGGUGAGACUUAUUCAGAAAGGGAUGCUGUCAAGAAUGGUAGUCUUUCUCUGGUGCCUUACAACAUGUCUUCAGAACAGUUUGUUGACUACACACGGCAAUCAGAGGAAACUUUUAGCAGCCCUCAUUACCCUCCUGCAAAUCCCUCAGUGAUUGUUUGCUGCUCAUCUUCUGAAGGUGAUAGCAGUGCUCCAUGUAACAGUUUAUACACUGAGCAUAGGCCAAGUCCCCCUCAAGUGGAAUUUCACUCAUACUUGAAAGGUCCUUCUCAAGAUGGCUUUGUUCCAGCUUUAAAUGGCAACAGUCGCGUACAGGAGCACCCUGCUGAGAAGUCACUAAACCUCCCAGAAAAGAGCAGACUGCACGAAGAGUGCAUCAAAUCACCAGUGGUGGAAACAGUACCUGUUUAAUAUUAAAAUUAUUCUAGGACUGACUUCCUGUAUUAAAAUGCACUCACGUUGGAUUUCCUAGAAUCUUACUUUUUUAAGAGGUAGACAACACUUGGACUAUAGUCAAUGAUCCAGACACAUUUUGUUUUCUCAAGCUACACUGGCAGUGGUAUUGCACAAAAACAGUUCAUGUAAAGAUUUAAAUAAAAAUAAUCAAACUGUCUUUUGAUAAAAAUAAAAUGCCUAAGUAAAAAAGACACCCAACAUAUUUCAAAGUAUAUACCUAUCAAAGUAUGUGAAACCUGCCAAGCUGUCUGAAUCAAAGCUUUGUGUUUUUGACUGUUGGGCCUGUGCAAGAUUGUUAAAAAUUAUACUUUGAAAUAAUCAUCUUUAGAGUCCUAAUUUUUAACAUAUCUGAAAAGAUGGUAAGUUUAAUGUAAAAGUAACUACUGUACAAAAAAGUUUUAAUUGUUCUGUACUGUAUGUAUUUUAUUUAUGGUAGGUUAGUACUCAUGUUUUGAUAAAAAUGAACAGCAUGUUCAUUUGAGCAGAAGAUCCAUAGCUAGUUAAAAAAGAGCGUGUCCACUUUUCAUCUGGAGUACUUUGUAUUCAUCCCCUUUUUUUAAUACCAUUUGUGGUAAAUUAUCUUGACACA